AUGGAUCCUCUCUCAGAAAUCUUCUCUUUUCAUAAAAUCCAAGAAUAUGAUACUUAUCAUCAGGAGAUUCAGAUCCCUUCUACUCCAUGUCAAUUACCCCAACAAGAUUUGGUCAAGAUUGGCGCUAAUUCCUUGCCAAGAAAUGAUACUAUUAAAAAGAAAAGAUCAAGAAGAUUAUUAUCAAGUGUUUCAACAGAGAUUACUAGUAAUGAGACCAUGGAUCAAAACAAGCUCAUCAAAAUAAUUGCACAUAGAGAUGUUGAAAGACAAAGGAGGCAAGAAAUGACUAAUCUUUAUGCUUCUCUUAGAUCACAUCUUCCUCUUGAAUUUCUCAAGGGGAAACGUUCGGCAUCAGAUCAUUUGGAACAAGCUAUGAAUUACAUCCAACACCUUGAGAAUAAUAUUAAUGAUUUGGAAAAAAAGAGAAAGAAGCUGAAAAUUUUGGCCCAUUAUUCCACCAGGGAGGAUAAGGAAACCAUCCAUAAAUAUAAUUUAGAAGAGUAUGUGACAGUAAAUCCUUGUCAAGAUGGUGUGGAGAUUUUGAUAAAAAAAAAGUUUGGAGAAGAAGGGCUUCCUCUUUCAAAAGUGGUUGAAGAACUCAUGAAGAGAAAACUAAAUGUUGUUACUUGUGUUUCUACUAAAGUAGAUGAAACAUCCCUCCACAAAAUUCAGGUUGAGGUCACAGAUGUUUCUUGCAUGGAUGUAUCUACACUUCAAGGAAAGCUAGCCGAGAUGAUGCUUAGUUUGUCUUAA
Nicotiana tabacum (common tobacco) is the source of this 753-nucleotide messenger RNA. Its product is annotated as transcription factor bHLH118-like. Gene Ontology annotation, cellular component: RNA polymerase II transcription regulator complex. Lineage: Eukaryota; Viridiplantae; Streptophyta; Magnoliopsida; Solanales; Solanaceae. Gene Ontology annotation, molecular function: DNA-binding transcription factor activity, RNA polymerase II-specific; RNA polymerase II transcription regulatory region sequence-specific DNA binding; protein dimerization activity. The record is from RefSeq and is a predicted model, not a curated record. Gene Ontology annotation, biological process: regulation of transcription by RNA polymerase II.